Messenger RNA from Dicentrarchus labrax (European seabass), 3033 nucleotides. RefSeq names its product cytokine receptor family member B16 (gene il20rb). The record is from RefSeq and is a predicted model, not a curated record. The transcript has 7 exons. The coding region runs from base 352 to 1311 and encodes 319 amino acids. NCBI's taxonomy places the organism in Eukaryota, Metazoa, Chordata, Actinopteri, Moronidae. Gene Ontology annotation, molecular function: interleukin-20 binding.
UUCAUUGCAGCAUCAGGACACACCAGCUUCUGUGUGCAGAUCUAGGACAUAUCGCAGUGACACUCACACUCAUUUGGAUCUUAAAUUUUAAGGAGUAACUGGGAUAUAUUAUCAUCUUCACAGUGGAUUUAAGGCUUUUAUUAACUUCUUUGAUGAACAGAUCCAGAAAUGAGCACUGCAUGAAAAACAAGUAUCCAGGUUUUCUUUGAGGGAUUUCUGUACAGUACUCUGGAUUAUAUAUGUCGUGUUCUGGAUAAGUUUACAUGCAGGCCACUGGUGGGAUUUGGAUAUGGUGGACCUAACGUGACCAGAUUUGUCCCUCCUCUCAUUCUGGAGACGAACACUCUGGUCAUGAGACUGAGACACAGUGUGACUCUGCUGCUGCUGAUGAUAAUGAUCCUGCUGGACUUCACAAACUGUGAGUUCACUUUCACUCCUGAGAGGUUGUGCAAGUGCUCUUACUCUCAAAAAGAUGUUUGGACGCUGCCACCUCCCAGCAGAGUCUCCAUGGAGUCUGUUGACAUGAGACACGUACUGAGGUGGCACCCACUGCAAACUCCCUGCGACACUGCAGUCCGGUACUCUGUGCAGUUCCAGGGGGAGUUUGAGCUGACGGUCCUGAACGGCAGCUGGGUUGAUGCUUCUGAGUGCCAGCAGACUCCUCACACUCACUGUGACCUGACCUUCGACCUGGGCUCCGACUCCGACUACAACCUCCACGUCCAAGCACAGUGCGGGUCCCAGCUGUCGCCCUGGACCGCACUCAGCCCACCUUUCAACCGCAGAGACACGGUCCUGAUGGCACCGGAGAUGGUAGUGACGGCGAUGGGCAACGCCCUUCAGGUGUCGUUCGAGAAGCUUCCUCUCACUGCUGUUGUCAGGGUGACGAUGUGGAAGAGAGGCAACGAGCAACAGACUGCUGUGUAUACGAUGUUGGCUGAGCAGAAGAUGCUACACUUCAACACCCUGCAGGAGGGAGCGGUGUACUGCGUCAAAGCUCAGACUGUCCUGCACACACAGCUCCACAGCAGCAACACCGACACCCAGUGUGUGUCCAUCACAGGUCCAGACGCUCCAUGGAAGAGCCUGACCGCUGUGACUGUGACUGUUAUCUUCAUGGCAGGUCUCCUGUUUGCUGUGUUCUGGUUCAUCGUUCACUGUCGUCCAGAUGCUUGUCGAACGUAUUUCCAGAAAGAGCCACUGGUCCGCUCACUGAAACCUGAUUGGGACAUUCAAAUGCCGAUGAGCCCUGAGGAGGUGGAGCUUUGUGAGCAGAUCCACGUGGUGCAGAGAGUCGACUCUCAAACCUAGAAGAGUCACUGCACCUGUAGAAGAUCAAAGUACUGAACUUUUAUUCUUCGUGGGAAAAAAAAGAAAGGAAAACAACAAGGAAACUAUUUACAGCUGAGCUUUGUAAAUGUUUCAUGACUGCGAGCCUCUGCUGCUCCCUGGUUUAAUGACCAGUAUCGGGCACCUUGGAGACUGUCCAAAAACUUUUGUUUACAUUUAAGUGACAAAGCCUCUACGGGGGCCGAAGGAAUAAUGACUCUUGUCUGCCGGGAUGGAUGUACUUUGAGUUAUUAACACAUCCUUUAAAUGUACAUUUAAUUAAUCAAUAUCAGUUUUUAAAAUGAUAGUUAUGUUUGUUACGUCUAUUUAUUCUAGUGCACACUCCCAGUGCCUGAAGUACACCAAAGAAGGUGCCUGCACCCCAAUUCAACACAACCCUAACCCUAAAUAUUUUGGUGUUUUUUAGCCUUUUUAAAAAAAAAUUCAGUGCUGUUUUCUUUGCUACGUGUUCACAGUUACACAGUUGUUUAGGAGUUCCUCACCAGCAUUGGUGUGCGCAGGGUUUUAAUUCAAUUCAAUUCAAUUUUAUUUGUAUAGCGCCAAUUCAUAACAGAAGUUAUCUCAGGACUCUUUUCAAAUAGAGCAGGUCUAGACCGAACUCCUCAUAACAUUAUUUACAGAGACCCAGCAGUACCACCAUGAGCAAGCACUUGGCAACAAGGGCAAGGAAAAACUUCUAAAAAACUUUUAGAAAUAUGAAGGUCCAAAGCUGAAUGGGGGUUUUGGGGCAUGAAAGCAAUUAUUUUUAAAAUACAAUUAUUAUUUUACCUGUUGGAAAAAAAUACCAAUGACCUCAGAGUGGACAAAAACUAGAAGUGCCAUUUCUGGUACUGCACUCCUGACUCCAUAUCUUAGAAUCCUGUAUCUACUGUUACCACAUUAAAUCCUCAAUCUGAAUGGCUUCAGAUACAAGUUACGGUUAAAUGCAAGGGCUGCCAUUAUUUUGACAGAUAUUACGAUUCACAAUUAGUGGAAAUUAUCAUUUUUGCAUCACAAUUUUAGUUUUCACUGACAAAACGAUUAAAAUCCCGAUAAUGUGACAUUUGUUGGACCAAACAAACAUAUUUUCUUCACAUUUGGCAUCUCUGCAGCACUGACGUACUUUGUCAUGAUGCGGUUUUACACUCGAUUUUGAUAAUAUUUCGAUUAGUUUUGCUGCCCUGUUUUCUUGCAUGUUCUGAUUCUCUCUUGGGAGACUUAAGUUAACAUGGAUUCUCUUGUGUUAAAUGGUAAUUAUGAUCCAUCUCUGAUAUUAGAUCAAAAAUAUUAUAUCAUCACUGAGAAAAGUGUUAAUUUUGUCCCAUAACCUGACCGAGACCACAAACAUAAAAAUAUUAAAAUUGCAGAACAUAUGUUAUGUAAAUAAAUGUUUUAAUACUUUAAUACAGUGUUUUAUAAAUGUAAUUUUCAAAUGAAGAUCUUUGCGUAAUAUUUUCUUCGUUGCAGAAAACAAAAAGUUUCUGAAAAAUGAAAAAAAAAAUCUUUACACCAAAGUAUUUAUUUUCUGUGACAUUUGACCCGAACGACAUACACAGUUUUAUGUAACGUGUCCCAGAAGUCAACCACAGAAGUUUGUUCAUGGUGCUGUUAUGUAUAAUGUUAUAGCGUUUUUAUUGUUUUGGUGGCGUUUUAUUACAUUUAUAUUGUGUUUUUUUUACAUAAAUCUUGAUGAAAUUAAGUGAA